AUGGGCGAAGAAUCUCAGGCAGGCGACGGAAAAGUGGUACUAAAACGUAAAAUAACACUGUUCAAUGGUGUGGGCAUCAUUAUCGGAACUAUUAUCGGUUCUGGAAUUUUUAUUUCGCCAACUGGAGUUUUCCUUAAUACUGGAUCUGUAGCAGCAUCUUUAAUAAUAUGGUUGGUAUGCGGUCUCCUAUCAACGCUAGGAGCGUUGUGCUACGCAGAACUGGGAACUUCAAUCAUGCGGUCGGGAGGAGACUACGCAUACAUUUACUCUGCAUUCGGACCGCUACCAGCAUUUCUUAGACUGUGGAUUGCCCUGCUCAUCAUCAGACCAACCACGCAAGCCAUUGUAGCCCUAACAUUUGGACACUAUGUGGUCAAACCGUUCUUCCCUGAAUGCGACCCUCCACAGAAUGCCGUCCGAUUGUUGGCUGCAGUAUGCCUAUGUGUACUUACAGCCGUAAACUGCAUCAGUGUUCGCUGGACUAUGCGCAUUCAGGACGUGUUCACGUCUUCGAAGCUGCUGGCUCUAGUGGUCAUCAUCAUUUCUGGCAUCUACUACUUAUGUAUAGGUCACACAGAGAACUUCGAGAAACCGUUUGAUGGAGAAUACAGUGCUGGCAAGGUGGCGUUGGCCUUCUACUCUGGUCUGUUUGCCUUUGGUGGGUGGAACUACCUGAACUUUGUCACAGAGGAACUGCAAGAUCCUUAUAAGAACUUGCCGCGUGCCAUAUGGAUCGCAAUGCCAAUGGUGACAAUCAUAUACGUAAUGGCCAACAUGGCCUACUUCGCGGUCGUUUCUAAAGGCGAGAUGAUGUCCAAUCCUGCUGUCGCUGUGGUGUUCGGCGAUCGUUUGUUCGGCGGUUGGAGAUGGGUGAUCCCAGUUUUCGUGGCUCUAUCAACUUUCGGCGGUGUUAACGGCGUGCUGUUCACGUCGGCACGCUUGUUCGCCACUGGUGCGCAAGAGGGACAUAUGCCUGCCUUCUUCUCGCUCUUCCACAUCAAUAAACAGACCCCGAUACCUUCGCUUAUAUUCACGUGUUUGUUCUCUCUCCUUAUGUUGACAACGAGCAACGUAUUCGCUCUAAUCAACUACUUCUCGCAAACGCUUUGGUUGUCCGUCGGCGCGUCUGUGGUCGGAAUGUUGUGGCUGCGUCGGAAGAAACCCGAUAUCCCUCGUCCUAUAAAGGUGAACAUCGUUAUACCUUUAUUAUUCCUUAUCGCAAUCGCCUGCCUCGUCAUCAUUCCAGCCAUCACACAACCAAUAGAUACAGCCAUUGGAUUAGGCAUCCUUCUAUCAGGCAUACCCGUAUAUUACAUCUGCGUCAAAUGGCAAACAAAACCGGACUCCUACAAUGUAGUAUCCGCUCACACGCUGAGGUUCCUCCAGAAACUUUGCUCAUGUACCUAUGUCGAAUCAUUGGAGAAAAUGUCUUCGAAUUGA
Molecule: messenger RNA, 1440 nt
Organism: Chilo suppressalis (striped riceborer)
Lineage: Eukaryota; Metazoa; Arthropoda; Insecta; Lepidoptera; Crambidae
Source: the annotation of a GenBank genome assembly